AUGAAUCAAAAAUAUUGCUUUAAAUCUUAUUUCUCUUAGCAGUGUACUUAGUUUUGGGAUAACACGAAAAUUGAUAAAACCUAAAAAUAUACAAUGGAAGACCUUUACUAUAUUUAGACUCCUUUAGAAACUAUGCCUUGCAAUCUGAGAAUGAACAAGAAAAACCUUAUAAUGGAGUAGGACGAUGUAAGAAAUUCAUUAAUAGUACAUAGAGAUAGUAUAGUACGAACGUGGAGAAUGCAGGACUGGAAUUAAUCACGAGUGACUUCAAUAACGAUUAGGGAGUAAGAAUAACGAAGGGGAAUUAUACUUUUGAGUUCUUCGGUAAAAUAAAGUCGAUAUUUGACCAACUGAAGAAGACGAGCAUCCAAUUUAAUUUCACUCAGAGAUACACGAUAAAGAAAAUGAUAGCCAAGGGGACAUUUGCUACAGUAAUAAAUUUAUUUAUUUUUAGAUUUAUUUGGCGGAGUGCAAAUUCACUCAGAAUGAAUAUGCAGUGAAAUGUUUUGAAAAGCGACAAAUUUCAAAUGAGAAGGAUAAGAAGAAUUUAAUAAAGGAAAUGUAGAUCCUCCGUUUAAUGAAUCAUAACCAAUUAUUGACGAUAUACGAAGUGUUCGAAAACUCAAGCUAUAUAUACUUCAUCCAGGAAUUAUUAAAAGGAGGAGACCUCCAUGAAUACCUGGAGAGAAGUGAGAAAUUGAGUGAAGUCAAAGUCUCCCAGAUAAUCUACAAUUUACUGAAUGGGGUCUAGUAUAUGCAUUCUUAAGGAGUGCUCCACCGAGACAUCAAGCCAGAAAACCUAAUCCUGAGACAGAAGAACAAUUUAAAUGAUAUAGUGAUAGGUGAUUUUGGACUUGCAGACAUCUACAAAUACGAUGGGAACUAUUUAUAUCGAAGAUGUGGGACACCAGGAUACGUGGCUCCUGAGAUACUCCGUGGACAGCCAUAUGAUUAUAAGGUAGACAUCUACAGUAUCGGUGUUCUGCUAUACAUACUACUAUCUGGUAGGAGACCAUUCGUGGGUAAGAAUAAUUAACAAACCAUUAAAUUGAAUGAGAUGGGGGACAUCAAUUACGACGACAUCGAAUGUAGUUCAGAGGCAAUGUCUUUGAUGAAAAAGAUGUUGGAGUCAUAGCCAGAGAAUAGAAUUUCAAUACUUUCAGCUAAGUAACAUCCUUUUAUCACCAAUAAUGUAUAAAAACGAGAGUCUCAAAAGUCGAAGAACACGUUGAAAUUAGAUAUGAAGUGUAUUGCACAAUAGGAAUGUGUGUCAGUGUCACCUAUCUUGACUUCCAGACCAAUCAAUAGACAUUCGUUAAUGAACAACUUUACCAUUCAUACUCCACGAUAAUUGCCCAGACUGAGUCACGAUGUUAAAGCAAUUGCAAAGACUGAAUCAAAUGAUGUUCAUCGAACUACAAUAUCUCGUUAAAGUAUGAGUAGAGCAAAUCUAAGAUUAAAUAAUCAAUUCACUAAUCUUUAAGUGUUUUUAUGA
Messenger RNA from Paramecium octaurelia, 1495 nucleotides. Lineage: Eukaryota; Ciliophora; Oligohymenophorea; Peniculida; Parameciidae. The record is from the annotation of a GenBank genome assembly.